Molecule: messenger RNA, 359 nt
Organism: Ilex paraguariensis (yerba mate)
Lineage: Eukaryota; Viridiplantae; Streptophyta; Magnoliopsida; Aquifoliales; Aquifoliaceae
Source: the annotation of a GenBank genome assembly
AUGAAGCUUUUCCUUUCUCUUCAAAGCCACAGAACCAAGCUCUUCAUGGCCAUGGCCAACCUAGCUCUGUUUCAGCAAGUCCACCGAAUCCACAAGCUUUUCAAUGGAGUCAGAAGACCACGGUGGCGAGGCGAUAGAGACGGUGGUUCGAGGGUUGCGAUCGGAGAGGCUGUUUUUGAGCCUGGUGAGACAAGGUCCAUUCUAGAGGAGGCCAAGACAGAUGGGUUUCCUUUUAAAGAAAGUGUGGUUAUGGCGGUGGAUUCUAGAGACCCAUUUGUUGACUUCAAGAGUUCAAUGGAGGAAAUGGUGGAGGCUCAUGGGUUGAAGGAUUGGGAGGGUCUUGAAGAGCUUUUGAGUUG